Messenger RNA from Macrosiphum euphorbiae (potato aphid), 1773 nucleotides. The record is from the annotation of a GenBank genome assembly. Lineage: Eukaryota; Metazoa; Arthropoda; Insecta; Hemiptera; Aphididae.
AUGUUAAGAAGGAAAAAGGAAUCCGAUUUGAGCACUGAGCCAACGAAAAAUCAACUUAGCCGUGUAUUAGGACUGGUAGACUUGAUUUCCCUUGGCGUUGGUUCAACUCUUGGACUUGGCGCUUACGUACUAGCUGGAGAAGUGGCGGUUAAAUUUACUGGGCCCGCAGUCGUUUUGUCAUUUGCUUUUGCAGCUGUAGCAUCGGCGCUGUCAGGAUUAUGUUAUGCCGAGUUUGCUAGUCGUGUACCAAAAGCUGGGUCGGCAUAUGCAUUCAGCUAUGUGGGAAUUGGUGAAAUAGUGGCAUUCCUCAUUGGUUGGGACUUAAUAUUAGAAUACAGUAUUGGAUGUGCCAGCAUUGCGAGAGCUUUAAGUGGCCAUAUUGAUAAACCCUUUGGUCAUCCAAUGAGAGAAUAUCUUAAACAAACGUUUCCAAUGCAUGUGGAUUUCUUGGCACCAUAUCCGGAUCUUUUUUCAUUCACAUCUAUACUAAUGUUAACUUUUUUGAUCGCAUGGGGAAUGAGAGAAUCAUCUUUUCUUAACAAAAUAUUUACUGUUGUCAACCUGCUUACAGUUAUCACAGUCGUCCUCACUGGCUUAAUCAAAGUCGAUACUUACAAUUGGAACAUACCAAAAGAGGAUAUACCACUAGAUGUUAAAGGCGGAGAAGGCGGAUUUUUGCCAUUUGGAUGGUCCGGAGUGUUUGUAGGAGCCGCUACGUGUUUUUACGGAUUUGUCGGAUUCGAUGCCAUAGCCACUACCGGUGAAGAAGCCAAACGACCUACAAGAGACAUACCUUUGGCAAUAGUUAUAUCGUUAUCCAUCAUCACGUUAUCGUAUUGCAGCGUAGCUAUCAUAUUGACACUCAUAUGGCCAUACUAUAAACAGGAUCCAGAAGCUCCAUUCCCACAUAUAUACCAAGAGUUGGGAUGGCAUGCCCUGGAAUGGAUCGUUACAAUCGGAGCGGUGUUUGCUCUAUGCACAAACAUGAUCGGUACGCUGUUUCCGUUACCCAGAAUAUUGUACUCCAUGGCAUCCGACGGGUUAUUGUUUCACAUUUUUUCCAAAGUUGAUUCCAAGACAAAAACUCCAUUUUGGGGUACAUUAAUAUGUGGAGUAUUUGCUGCGGUUUUGUCCAGUCUUUUCGAUCUCCAACAGUUGAUGAACAUGAUGUCGAUCGGUACGUUGAUGGCGUACUCGCUGGUGUGCAUUUGUGUUCUGAUUUUGAGGUACACAAACGAUGAUUCCGAAGAGUGUAAGGUCAGAGACAACGGACGGUUUCGCGUAUCUCUCAUGAGACUAUUAUCAUCCAGUUUCAAUCUCCCAAAUUCACAGAUUACAACAAAAAACACUGGUCGUACCUCGGUCAAAAUUAUUCUGGUUUACCUCGUCGUGGCCAUAUGCUUCUGCUCGUCCGUCUCUAUUGCCCAAGCCGAUGGAAAGUUCAACAUGGUCACGUAUGCGGCAUGCAUCGUUUCCGGAGUGCUUUUGUUGGUGCUUUGCUAUUCGUUAUCAAGACAACCACAGUCUACAAACCGGCCUACAUUCCACGUGCCUUGCGUCCCAUUCGUGCCUUGCCUGAGCGUCGUCCUCAACAUCUACUUAAUGACGCAACUGGACACGUCCACCUGGAUACGAUUCACCGUCUGGCUGUUCAUCGGCUUGCUGAUUUACCUGUUCUACGGACUCCGGUACAGCGUGGAACGGUUGAACCAGCGGCGGAUCUUGGACGAGACGUAUAUGAAGCAGAUACGUUAUGAAAUCCAAGUAUAUUAG